CGCACACCGCGCCGCGCCCCGCCGCGCCUGGCGCCCCGCCCUGCUCGCCGGUCCGCGGGACCCUGGCGACCUGCCCUGGCGUCAUCCCCCGAAACCUGCCGGUUUAUUCUUGGGAGACAGGCACCGGGGGCUUUGCUGGCAACUGCGUGUGGCAGAGGGUGGCAGGGAUCUCCGUGACAGUUCUGGGAACCCGCGUGCCUGAACAUGGGGCCCCUGAGCCGGGAAGCUUGGGCCCAGCGCCUGGGCGCCCUUCGGGCCAGCCCGUCCGCUUUCAUGGCAGGUCCCGAGGGUGAGAGUUUGGGUCGCGACUUGCUGAGUGAUCUGCGGAGCGACAAGCUCACCGAACAGACCAAGGUUUCCUUGCUGGCCCUGAGCUUAGAGUUCCCAGCCCAGCUGUGGCCUGAUGCCUCGGCGGCAGAAGCGGCAGCCACCUCCCUGCUGGACACCCUGGUUCUCCUAUCCCCACGGCCCUCAGCUCUCCGGCGGCCCCUGCUGCUGGCGGCCACCACAGCCCUGGUGGCAGGAGGUGCGCUCGGCCCCACCUCAGGAGCCUCUGGCCGCCUACUGCCCUUGCUGCUAGGCCUGGCCGCUGGUCGAGAUCUGGGUCCGGGCUUUGGUCCGGUCUCAGAGCAGCGCCCCCUGCAGGCCACAGCGUGCGAGUGCCUGCGGGAGCUAGAGAGCUGUCAGCCAGGACUGCUGGGGGGCUGCCUGGGGCUCCUGCGGGGACUGUUGGGGCGGGAGGGCCCAGUCCAGCCACUCAGCCUGCUGGUCGCCCUUGUUCUUCGCAAUAUCUUGGUGGCACAGGCCAGGGCUGGGGCCAGCCUGCGGGGCCUGCUCACGGCUGGGGACCCCCCCACUGGGGAUGGCCCCUGUCCUUGGGACUGGACACUAGCUGAAGAAGGAGAUAUCCACUUACAGCCCCAGGCCCCCAGCUGGCUGGCAGCUGAGGAGGGGGAGCAUGGCCUUGCAGCGCUAGAGCCCAGUCCUGAGGAGGCCCGGGAACUUCGGGCCACAGUGGCCCAGCUCCUGGACGCCUCCUACCUGCUCACUCCCGUGGCCCAGGCCCAGCUUCUGUGGCUGCUGGGAUGGGGCCUUCGGGGCCUGCGGGGCCAGCCGCCUACACUCUUCAAGCCGCAACUGGUACGGCUGCUGAGCACAGCACAGCUGACCCUACUGCACGCAGUUGUGGCACUCAAGGCAGCCUUUGGCGAGGCUCUGUUCACUGCUCAGGAUGAAGCCCUGCUGCUCCACCGGCUCACGAUGGCUGCCCAACACCCUGCCCUGCCCCCACCCACCCACCUUUUUUACCUGCACUGUCUCCUGAGCUUUCCCGAGAACUGGCCACUGGGCCCUGUGGGUGAGGAGACCACCCCACUGCUGCUAGGGCCCCGGCUGUGCCAGGGCCUCCUGCCUAGUCUCCUGCAUGACCCGAUGGCCCUCCUGGCCCGCCUGCACCUGCUGUGCCUGCUCUGUGCUGAGGACCAAGAGGAGGAGGAGGAGAAAGGCCAGGCUGAGAGCCUCCAGCACUACCUGGAGGAGCUGCUGGCUGGCCUUCAGCGGAGGGCUGCCCUGGCUGGAGGUCCCCGAGCCUCAGCCACACUCUGCUUCCAGGCCUCGUACCUGGUUGCCCACUGCCUGGCAGGGCAGCCUGCGGUGCUGACUCCUCUGAUCCAGGGGCUGGCCCGGCUGUACCAGGCCCGGCCAGCCCUGGCCCCCCAUUUUGUAGACCUGUUGGAUCGGGUGGGCCCCGAGCUGGGGGAGCCCCUGAGGGUAGUGUUGUGGCAGGAGGUGGUGUCGGAGACUGGCAGGGAUGUGGCCCUUCGCUGGCACCUGCAGAUGCUAGCAAAGGUGGCAGAUGGGGGUGCCCAGAGUGUCACCUUGCGCUUUUUGCAGGCGGCAGCCAGCUACUGCACAGACUGGGGCCUCCAGCAGGCCCUGUUAGGGGUCUGCCGGACCCUGCUGCGGGCACGUGGGGGUGGUGGCCUGGCAGACUUGCUGCAGGCGCUGGCCGGGCAGCUAGAGGACCCUGACGGACGAGACCAUGCCCGCCUCUACUACCUCCUCCUGGCCAACCUGUCAGGGCCCAAGCUGGCGAUGGCCCUGGGCCCCUCGCUUGCCGCACCUGCACUGGCCUCCUCGCUGGUGGCGGAGAACCAAGGCUUUGCGGCGGCGCUGACGGUGCAAGAGGCUCCGGCUUCUCUGCGGCUGAGCGUGGGGCCCCGCAGAGUCGAGGGCCCUAGCCCGGUGCUGGAGCUCCAGGUGGAGGCGCUGCAGCCGCUCUAUUCCCUGGAGCUGCGCUUCCGAGUGGAGGGGCAGCUCUACGAGCCCCUGGGGGCCGUGCACGUUCCCUGCCUGUGCCCUGGCCGUCCUGCCCGCCCUCUGCUCCUGCCCCUGCAGCCCCGCCGCCCGGCCCCCACCCGUCUGGGUGUCCGCGCCCUCUACACCACGCCCACCGGCCUCACCUGUCACGCCCAGCUGCCGCCCCUGCCAGUGAACUUCGCGGACCUCUUUCUGCCGUUCCCACAGCCCCCCGAGGGGGCGGGGCCGGGCUUCUUUGAGGAGCUCUGGGCGACCUGCUUGCCCGAAGGCGCCGAGAGUCGCGUGUGGUGCCCACUAGGACCACAGGGGCUGGAGACUUUGGUGUCCCAUCACCUGAAGCCCUUUGUGGUGGCCGCCCAGCCCCCCGCCAGCUACUGUGUCGCCAUCCGCCUGCCUCCAGCCUCCAGGCUGCUGCUGCGGCUGGGGGUGGCCCAGGCAGAUGGAGUGUCUGUGGCCCUUCGGACCGACGACUGGGCCGUGCUACCCUUGGCGGGGGACUACCUUCGGGGGCUGUCGGCAGCUGCCUGAACCCGUGGGCGGGGCCAGGUGGGGACAGGUCUGGGGGCUUGCCUGAGAGAGGCAGCUAGGGGCCAGGUCUUACCCCUUUGGCUCUCUUCAUAAAAAAAAAAAAAAAAAAGACUUGCGUUCACCAGCGCCCUCCCCUGCCUUGUGUUCUUUUGGGCCCUGAUGGGGUGGGAGUCACAGGUCUUAAGAAACCUUCCAGGCUAAGAACCCCAGGAUGGUAGGAUGUGCCAGAAUCCUUCAGAAUCCCUAUCAAGGCAGAGAACAGCCUGCCCGUCCACUUCCCUCUGACCUUGCCCAAGGCCACCCAGCAAUUUCCCAACAAGGCCAGAGCUGGAACUGGGGCUUCUGGCUCGUGGGCUGGUGUUUCCAACUCCCAAGUUGGCAGAGCUCCUACCCCAGGACACUGAAACGGGAGAGGAGGCUGAAGUAGCCAGGUGCCCCUUCCCUGGGCUGGGAGGCCUUCCCAGGCCUGGGACCUAUGAGGACUGGAGCCACUUUUAGGAGGGGACACUUAGUAAGGUUUGGGGGCUGAGAGGGGGCCACAUAAAAACCCAAAUUUGUUGCUUUUUAGUCAAUUUUGAUGCAUGGCAAUCCCAUGCCUCAUGGCCUGGGCUAAAGCUAACCAGGCUUUCCCCUAACCCCAGCCUCCAAGAAACCCAACCUGUGCUUAGGGGUCCUCCCAGGUAAGAACUGGUCUCAUUUUUUCAAAUAUGUAAGACACAGGAUUCAGGUUUAUUGAGGCCAACUCUGCCACCAGGCACUGAGCUGGUGUUUUCCACAUAGGUUGCCUUAUUUAAUCCUGGCAACAGCCCUGCAGGACCCAGCAGAUGAGGAAAUCUGUAGGUCGGAGAGGUUGAGUGACUUGCCUACGGUCACCCACGUGGUUGGUAAUAAUGUUUUGUCAUCCUGUGGCAGGUUUCCAUUCUCCCAGCAUCAGAGCAGCUCUGCAGGGGCCACAGAGACAGAGUCCCCAACGCUCUGCCCUGGGCCAGCCACCAGGACAUGAAGAAGCCACAGGCUGCAGUGCUGGGUGGUAGAAUAGCCACCGCUGGGCUUUGAUGUUUUGCAGGAAAGGUCUUUCUGCUGCCCCUACCUCUCUGGCUUCCAGCCCCCAGGUUCCCCCGAGCUUGUCUCCCCCACCCCCAACUGGGGUGAGCUAGGAAAGGAAAGACAACCUGGGACAAGUAGGAGUUGUUAUAGAUAGGAGUCCUGAGACCUGUCCCAAGCUUGAAUUCUGGCUAUAACUUGCUCUGUGACCUUGGGCAAGUAAUUGCCAAAUCAGGAAGGGUCCAGUUCUAGGAAAUGGAAACUUCUCCAGCUGUUUGAAACAGAAAGGGAUUUAAGACAGAAUCAGGUGCUGACAAAGGCCCUGGAAGGCCUGGGGAAGUGGGCCUCCAGGAGACCACCAGUAAAAACCAAAAACCCAAACCCCUUGCUGUUGAGUGGUUUCCAACCCAUAGCAAUCUUAGGGGAUGGUGUAGAACUGCCCCAUAGGGUUUCCAAGGAGCGGCUCGUGGAUCUCAACUGCUGACCUUUUGGUUAGCAUCCUUAUCACUUAACCACUGUGCCACCAGGGCGGCAGGAUCUGCUGAAUUCCAGAACAUACUGCCAUGGCUGCCAUCCAGCUCCUCACAACACCCAGGAAGCUGCUUGGACACUGGAACACAGGCUUGGGCAGCCACUGCUGCCUCUUGACACCCACAAAGCCAGAGACCUGGCGCUGCUGACCCUCUCCACUGCUGGGCUCCCAGGGCAAACGGCCCGCAGGCUCAUUUCGCCCACCCACAUUGUUCAGAGUGCAGCUGAUUAGUGAAUCUAUUUCUCACACGGAACUCUAGUAGCAAGAGAGUCAGAAAAAUGUAGUUUUCUUUUCAACUUCAGAUGCAGAAGAUGAUGUUAGUCAUUAGCCUAAGAUUAAGCUAACUGUCCAUGUAAAGACUGCCCAUCCUUUUGUCUGUCUGCCCACCCAGCCAUGCAUCCAUUGCAUUUUAUCUAUCUACUCUUCCAGUGCUGGACACCUGACAACCUCCAACUCACCCUGCCCCAAGUAUGCUGCAGUGAACAUUUUUAUAUAGCUCCAUAUGGACCUGCGUGAUAACUUUUCUGGGUUACAUACCAAGAGCAGAGUAGCUGAAUCAUAGGGCACAAAUAUGCUUAAUUUGACUAAGUAACAUCAGAGUAAAGAAAGUUUUUUGCUUUGCGUCCCCUCACUAUGCCUAGGAAGGCAUACAAAGAGGCAGGGAUGGAGCAAGUCAAUCCACAAUGUCCACCACAGUCCACCCCUUUGCAUACUCAAUAUUCACACGCAUUCGCUGCAGGGCAAUGAGUUUAUCUUUUUAUAUAGCCUUUCUGCCCACUGUCUUGUAACUCCCACAAAAUGAGUGGAUGAGUCUAUGCAAAAAGGUGUAAAACUUUUUCUGGGAUUGGCUGGGAUAGGCAAAUAAGCUGCCUGUGACCCACCAAGGGGAUUGGUCAGUUUUGUCAUCCUGCUAGUCUUAAAAAGAGUCAAUCCCAGAGGUUGAGGUGGGACCUCAUUACCAUCAAAAAGAAAAGCCAGGAGUGGAGUGCAUCCUUUGGACCCAGGGUCCAGGUGCUGAGAAUCUCCUAGACCCAGGAGACAGCUGUAACGCUGGAGAGCUGUAACACUAGAGGCGGCAGUGGCAUGAGGCAACAGCAGCAUGGGACUGGCAGACAGCUUCAGUGGGUUCAUCAACCCAUGGAACAAGAGAACUGAGCACCUUUGGGCAGGAGGCUUCCUGGCAGAGUGGGGUGCCUCCAGGCGCUUACUGGCAAGCUAAAGAGUUGUAACAGUUGCCUGAGCAGGGCAGAGGCCAGGCCCAAAUGGGGCCUGGUGGCAGAGGCCUGCCUGCAGGCGCAGCCAAGAAGAAGCUGUCCUGAUGGAAGAACUGUAUCCUGAGUCGUUCUGAUCCUGAAUUGUAACCUGUUACUUCCCUAAUCAACCUCUGAAUCAUGAGUACAGUCUGUGAGUUCUGUGUGGCCAUUCUGACAAAUUAUCAAACCCAACAGAGAAGUAGAGAGUGCCAUGGGAGGGAUGACUGGUGUCGGAAUUGGUAAAAAGAUUGGAGGGUGGGGGAAUGUUGACCUCCGCCUCAGAGGAAUCAGGCUUGGGUUGAUGUCAAUGCUGAUUCUCCUCCCCUCUUGUGAAGUUAGAGGACCCCCGAUGCCCCCAUUUUAUAUCUGCUCAUACCUGAACUUCCUAAGAUAGUGGCCACAACAACACAUCCCUGCCUAACUAUCCCUCACACAACCAAAAAUUCUUUCCUAAAGAGGAGACUCCAAAUCCCAUCAGUCACUUUGUCCUCCUUGUGUGGAUGUUACUAAUGUUCACCAAUUACUGGCUUUCUACUUCGAGAAACACUAGUACCCUUCCCCAUCCUCUUGAAGUUAGAUCUGGCCAGGAGACGAGCUCUGGCUAGUGAAACGUGAAGGAGGUCCGUUCUGGGACGAGACAUUUCCUUGCCAAUGCUCGGCUUGCCAGUCAUGGCCUCUGUGGGAGCACAUGUUGAUAUGGAGGUGUUGUGUGGUUUAGUCAUUAUCUCUCCUCGAUAAAAUAGAACAAAUGCAGUGAAUUAUGCAGCUACUUAUCAAUAACAAGCACUUUAGAUGAGACAGGUGAGAACGAGGUUAAUUAAUACAUAUUUUACACUCAAGGAAGAAUGUAUGGGUCCUUUCUUGUGCAACUGACCAUAACUGGGGGUGUCAGAUUUGACAAAUAAAAUCACAGGAGGCCCAGACAAAUUUGAAUGUCAGAGAAACAAUGAAUAAUUCUUUAGUAUAACUACACCCCAAAUA
This is a messenger RNA of Loxodonta africana (African savanna elephant), 6657 nucleotides long. It is a transcript of the gene AP5B1, whose product is annotated as adaptor related protein complex 5 subunit beta 1. Gene Ontology annotation, cellular component: AP-type membrane coat adaptor complex; lysosomal membrane. Lineage: Eukaryota; Metazoa; Chordata; Mammalia; Proboscidea; Elephantidae. The record is from RefSeq and is a predicted model, not a curated record. Gene Ontology annotation, biological process: endosomal transport. The transcript is spliced from 3 exons. Bases 205 to 2847 code for a protein of 880 amino acids.